This is a messenger RNA of Columba livia (rock pigeon), 3978 nucleotides long. RefSeq names its product adiponectin, C1Q and collagen domain containing (gene ADIPOQ). The transcript has 3 exons. NCBI's taxonomy places the organism in Eukaryota, Metazoa, Chordata, Aves, Columbiformes, Columbidae. The coding region runs from base 284 to 1021 and encodes 245 amino acids. Gene Ontology annotation, molecular function: protein binding. The record is from RefSeq and is a predicted model, not a curated record.
AGUUCCCAACCAAUUCCCAAACCCAUCUUUGCCCCAUUAAGGCUGUCUUCUCAAGCUAUCCCAGUGUGACCGGAUUAUACAAGUGGUCCAAAAGUUAAGUGAUAGCCAGGAAAAAUUAAUGGGAAAACCUAACUUUAGGUCAGCAUGCGCAAUAGCAAAUGGAAAAUGCAGUGCCUGAGCUGUCAGCUCCCUGCGCCCUUAGGGACAGCUGUGUGGUAGCCGGGCUUCAUUUCCAAAGAGACUGCAGCAAGCCAACCAGGACUCAAAGCAGCUGGAACCAACGAUGAGUGGCCCAGCAAGCUUUCUCCUUUGCUCACUGCUGCUGGUGAUCCCCCAUUGCACAGAGGUGGCCACCCAGGAGGUCCAGCCCGACCCCAAAACACCGUGUGCCAACUGGAUGGGAGGAGCACCUGGCUAUCCUGGCCACAACGGUCUCCCCGGCAGGGACGGGAAAGAUGGAAAAGAUGGACUAAAAGGAGAAAAAGGAGAGGAAGGUCCGCAAGGUCCCAAAGGCGACCAAGGCGAAAUGGGAGUCCCAGGACGGGAAGGGCCGAGAGGAUUUCCCGGAUACCCAGGGCAGAAGGGGGAGAAGGGUGAAGGCAGCUUUGUCUACCGCUCCGCCUUCAGCGUGGGGCUGACGGAGCGAGCCCCCCACCCCAACGUCCCCAUCCGCUUCAGCAAGAUCUUCUACAACGAGCAGAACCACUACGAUGCCAGCACUGGCAAGUUCCUCUGCAGCAUCCCUGGCACGUACUACUUUGCCUACCACCUGACAGUCUACCUGACGGACGUCAAGGUUAGCCUCUACAAGAAGGACAAGGCGGUGAUCUUCACCUAUGACCAGUUUCAGAAGAACAACGUUGACCAAGCAAGUGGCUCCGUCUUGCUGCACCUCAGCUCUGGGGAUGAGGUCUGGCUGCAGGUGUACGGGGAGGGAGACAACAACGGAGUCUACGCCGACAACAUCAAUGAUUCCACUUUCAUGGGCUUCCUUCUAUACCCAGACCUGGAUGUCCAUUAAAGCAGGGGGUGCUGCAUGGGAGAGGAUGAGGUGGCUUAACCCUGAACAGCAUUCUGGGGCACUGGCGCUAUUGCUAUACUGUAUUUAGCAGAAAAUUGCCUUCUGCAGGGGCAACAAUUGCCAAGGGUGGACGCUAUUACCUGAAAAGUCAGUGAGGUAAUACAGAAGUGACUUCCAUGGGACCAAGGGUUCAUUCCUACCUUUGCUCUUGCUCUCCUUGUGGAAACCUGGGCCCAAAGUCAAACACCACACCUACUGCAUCAUGAGAGAGAGUUAGAUGGCCUAGCCUUUUUUUUAAAUUUAAAAGUGAUGGGAGAAAAAUUUGCUACAUCUAAAUAUCACGUUAUAAAUUUCCCUUUUUUAACCACUUAAAUUCAUUCAAACCAACGGCACACAUAUCAGCCAGCAUCUUUAAAUUUGAGUAGUAGAGGAAGAAGACUAUUCACGAAAGCUAUCACUGCUGUUGUUUUCAGCUACAACAGAUGGCUCCCUUUUUUCCAUCAUAACUCCCUGUUUUAUUAUGGUCUUUGACUUCUACCCAUGGCUUGUUGUCUCUCUUCUUUAGCCCAGAUCUUUAAAUAUAUUCAGAUUAUUAAUUUUCAUUUAUUUUAAUAAUUUUAUUUUCCUUUUAUGUUUAUCCCCAUCAUUAUGUCUAAUAUAGACAGCAUGCUUGGUUAAAGCAGGGAUCUUCUCUUUUGAUUUAUCUGAAAAGCCUUACAAAUGCUGGUGAGGCUACACAAGCGGCCCAUUGACCAUUUGGCUUUGGGGGUCCUGACGUCUCGGCCUCACAGUUUUGAUGCUCGGAAAUGCCAGCAGCUCCCCUGCAAACACUUGCCUGACCAGGGAGUAGAAUGUCCCUCAAGGCUCCUAGGCAAAGGGGACCUCAGGAUGGAGAUGUCCCUUCCCAAAUCACUCACCUGGCACUGGAAGUGAUGGCGCGAGUACUUGUUCAGCCCAGAGGCCAUCAGCAUAGGGCAUGCAAGCAGCACCUUACAGUUCCCACCUGCAAGCUGGCAGCAUCCUGUCCCAUCUCCCCUGUGAAUAGCUCCCAAGCACAGCCAGAAGUUGAGUAGCAACCAUGUUUUUACUUUUCCAUGCCAUGAGUGUGCCAACAGCACUGGUUGGCACAGCAGCUGGGCAGAGCUCCCAUGUUGAGUGGGCUUCUGGGCUGAACACCCCCAGGACCUGUCCCAGCUUUUGGCAAGCUUAGCCCAAUGGAGGAAGAGUAUCAAGGCUGAGAUUAAUAGCAAUCCCAUUAAACUGCUUUCCAAGGAGCUUGCUUGACUUUUAGCUAAAAGAGGAUUUGAUGGCUUCUCAGAUAUGUUAAAAGAAGACUCCCAUUAAACUUCAGAACAAGCUAAACCAGAUCAGAGCUAACGCAUUAUUACAAGCACAAAACAGCAUUAAGAGCUUCCACUGAAAUUACUUCCAAGAGCAGUAGCAUUUUCUACACUCUGGUGCAUUACCAUAUUACAAAUAGUAACAACAAUAAAAAACUCACUCAGAAUGCUCAUGCUUUUUUUGUAUGCGCUGUUAGGAAGGGUUUGAAGAAAGGGACAUUCUCCUAGCCUCAUUUUCCAGCAAGGUGGGGGCACACUGCCAUGGCAGACACAGGGUUACCCCUCUUUUGCUUUCCCAAGAAACUCCCAACCCUCCAGCUCUCAUCAAGGCUUCAGCAUCUCAUCACUUCACACUGUAUUGCCUCCUUUGGAUAAGAUGUGCUCUGGUUUCUAGACUAUUUCCCAAAAAAACAGCCAGAGCAGCUCUGCUGGCCCAAGAGGAUCCAGGCAUAUUAGAUUUAGCAAGGGCUAAACUGAUGCUAAAUCUGAUCAUGGUACAUUCAGAGAGCUGGGAAAAACUGUGCUCCUAUUGUGUGAAUUAAUGGAAAGGGAAUGGGGAAAGAAAAAAAACAACACACACACACAACUUCAAAAAACUAAUACAUAAACAAAUGGAGACUUUAAAAUGCAGCAGCUGCUGAAUCAAAUGGCAUAAGAGGCUUAAACUGAAAGGAGCAAGUCAGAGCUUUUGCAGUGUUGGGGUGUUUUGGUUUUUUUCAAAUAUUUUCAGAUAGAUUUUUCUGAAGACAGGAAAACCGAAACAUUUGGGAUAAAGCCCAAGAGGAAUUACUAAUUUAAAGACUAGUUCCCAAGAGGCAGCCAAAACAAAUUAUUCCUUUCCUUGCUACUACACAGCAGGAGCACGUAUGCAUAGAGUUUUAUUCCAUACACCAGGACUCAGAGGCUCAGACAUGGCUUUUUACACUGCCACGUACAUUCGAUGCCAUGUGCUUUGGGCCAGGGCAGAGCCCAGGAUUUCUGACCAGCCCCUGCAAUGGCUCCAUCAGCACCAUGACCCAUAUUGCUACAACUUCCACCCAGGCUAGCAGCAUCUCCCAUUUCAAGUCACCAUGGCUGUAGUCCAGGAAACGUGACAUGUAUUAGAAACUCAGGCCACACAGGCCCUUAUGGGAAAGUCUCAUUGAACCCCACAACAUAGUCACUAGCUCUCUGUAUUGUCCCACACCACAAUUCACCCUGUUUGGGAUGCUCACAGGUGCUCUCAGACCUCAGGGCAGAUGACCAGCACCCCAGGAGAGGCCCAGACUCCUGGUCACCCUCUUGGCCAUCAUAGCAGUAUAGUGGCUGGGGGCUACAAAAAGAACCAAAACAAGCCCCACAGCACAGACCCAGCCUGGAAGUCCCUGUUUCAAAGCCUGGCUCUGGUUUUGGUCCUGGGUCUUUGCCUGUCCCCACUGUUAGGGUGCUCAGGGCUCUGUAUCCAGAAGAAGUUUCACCUAAUAUUGCAGUCACUGUUACAUUCAUAUAUGAGCAGAAUACAUAUCUUAUAUGUACACACAUGCACAUUAUCACAGAUCAUGAGAUAACAAAGCUCCAUAAGAAUGCUGUAUAAAAGAUAUUUUACCUUAUUCAAUCAUUAAACAUGUAGCCUCUCUA